Messenger RNA from Telopea speciosissima, 3275 nucleotides. RefSeq names its product calcium-transporting ATPase 3, endoplasmic reticulum-type. Bases 61 to 3066 code for a protein of 1001 amino acids. Gene Ontology annotation, molecular function: P-type calcium transporter activity; ATP hydrolysis activity; ATP binding. The record is from RefSeq and is a predicted model, not a curated record. The transcript is spliced from 34 exons. NCBI's taxonomy places the organism in Eukaryota, Viridiplantae, Streptophyta, Magnoliopsida, Proteales, Proteaceae. Gene Ontology annotation, cellular component: membrane. Gene Ontology annotation, biological process: calcium ion transmembrane transport; intracellular calcium ion homeostasis.
AAGCCUUCCACUUCCUGGCUCCGUCUUGCGACAUAGACUAUUGCCCAUACUACCAUCCCAAUGGAUGACGCUCAUGCGAGAUCCGUCGCUGAGGUUUUGGAAUGUUUUGGAGUAGAUCCUACUAAAGGUCUUACAGAUUCUCAGAUUGCAGAAAAUGCUAAAAUUUACGGCAGAAACGUGCUGCCUGAAGAGGGAAGUACUCCAUUUUGGAAAUUAGUUUUGAAGCAAUUUGAUGAUUUACUUGUUAAGAUAUUGAUUGGGGCUGCUUUAGUUUCUUUCCUUUUGGCUUUGAUUAAUGGAGAGACCGGCGUAACAGCAUUUUUGGAACCUUCUGUCAUCCUUUUGAUCCUGGCCGCAAAUGCUGCUGUAGGAGUGAUCACAGAAACAAAUGCUGAAAAGGCUCUUGAGGAGCUACGAGCAUACCAAGCUGAUGUUGCGACUGUGUUGCGGAAUGGUUGCUUCUCAAUACUACCUGCAACAGACCUUGUUCCUGGUGAUAUUGUCGAAGUAGGAGUUGGAUGCAAAAUUCCUGCAGAUAUGAGAAUGAUUGAGAUGCUAAGUAUGCAACUACGUGUUGACCAGGCAAUUCUUACAGGUGAGAGCUGCUCCGUCGAGAAAGAGCUUGAAUCCACUGUAGCAGCAAAUGCUGUGUAUCAAGACAAGACAAACAUUCUUUUCUCGGGUACAGUAGUAGUUGCUGGUAGAGCAAGAGCGGUUGUUAUUGGAGUUGGCUCUAACACUGCCAUGGGGAGUAUACGUGAUGCAAUGCUAAGAGCAGAAGAUGAAGUUACACCAUUGAAAAAGAAACUUGAUGAAUUUGGUACUUUCUUGGCCAAGGUUAUUGCAGGGAUUUGUUUCUUGGUGUGGGUUGUAAACAUUGGACACUUCCGUGAUCCUUCUCAUGGUGGCUUUCUGCGAGGAGCAAUUCAUUACUUUAAGAUUGCAGUUGCUCUUGCAGUUGCAGCAAUUCCUGAAGGGUUACCUGCUGUCGUUACAACGUGCUUGGCUCUUGGGACGAAAAGAAUGGCGCGGAUGAAUGCUAUUGUAAGGUCUUUGCCAUCAGUGGAGACCUUAGGCUGUACAACAGUAAUUUGCAGUGACAAGACUGGAACGCUUACAACCAACAUGAUGUCUGUGUCAAAGAUAUGCGUGGUACGUUCAGGACGCCAUGACCCUACGACUGAUGAAUAUAUUGUUAACGGGACCACAUAUGCACCAGAAGGGGUAAUUUUUGACACUGCUGGUAUGAAGCUUGAGUUUCCAGCUCAAUUGUCUUGUCUUCUUCACAUAGCAAUGUGUUCUGCGCUUUGCAAUGAAUCUACAUUACAAUACAAUCCAGACAAGGGAACCUAUGAGAAAAUUGGGGAGUCAACUGAAGUAGCACUUCGUGUACUCGCAGAGAAGGUUGGCCUUCCUGGUUUUGAUUCUAUGCCUUCAGCUCUGAAUAUGCUCAGCAAGCAUGAACGUGCAUCUUAUUGUAAUCGUUACUGGGAGAACCAGUUUAAGAAGGUCUAUCAAUUGGAUUUUUCUCGUGGCCGCAAAAUGAUGAGUGUCCUUUGUAGUCAAAAGCAAGUGCAGAUUAUGUUUUCAAAAGGUGCCCCUGAAAGUAUAAUUUCUAGAUGCACAAGUGUUUUGUGCAAUGAUGAUGGUUCUACUGUUCCACUUAAUAUUGACGUUCAAGCUGAGCUAGAUGCCAAAUUCCACAGUUUUGCAGGAAAAGAAACACUAAGAUGUUUGGCACUGGCCUUUAAACGAAUGCCCUUGGGUCAACAGGCACUUUCAUUUGAUGAUGAGAAGGAUCUUACAUUUAUUGGAUUGGUUGGGAUGCUUGAUCCACCAAGAGAGGAAGUAAGAAAUGCUAUGAUUUCAUGCAUGUCAGCUGGCAUACGGGUUAUAGUUGUCACAGGGGAUAACAAGUCCACAGCAGAAUCUCUAUGCCGUAAAAUAGGUGCUUUUGAUCACUUGAGAGAUUUUUCUGGAUGCUCUUACACUGCUUCUGAGUUUGAAGAACUUCCUGCCUUGCAGCAAACAAUAGCAUUACAACGUAUGGUACUCUUCACCAGGGUUGAACCAUCUCACAAAAGAAUGCUGGUCGAAGCCUUGCAGCACCAAAAUGAAGUGGUUGCAAUGACUGGUGAUGGUGUCAAUGAUGCUCCUGCACUAAAGAAAGCAGAUAUAGGAAUUGCCAUGGGAUCAGGGACAGCUGUUGCUAAGAGUGCUUCGGACAUGGUGUUGGCUGAUGACAACUUUGCGUCAAUUGUUGCGGCCGUUGCAGAGGGAAGGGCAAUAUACAAUAACACAAGACAGUUCAUCAGAUACAUGAUCUCUUCAAACAUUGGCGAAGUAGUUUGUAUUUUUGUGGCAGCUGUGCUUGGAAUACCUGAGACCCUUGUUCCUGUGCAACUACUUUGGGUCAAUCUGGUUACUGAUGGAUUGCCUGCCACUGCCAUUGGUUUCAAUAAGCAAGAUUCGGAUGUGAUGAAGGCCAAACCUCGUAAGGUUAGUGAAGCUGUUGUCACUGGAUGGUUAUUUUUCCGAUAUUCGGUUAUUGGAGCUUAUGUUGGUCUUGCAACUAUUGCUGGCUUCGUAUGGUGGUUUAUUUACUCUGAAAACGGUCCUAAACUGCCAUAUAGUGAACUGGUGAAUUUCGACACUUGUCAAACUAGGGAGACUGCAUAUCCAUGCAGCAUAUUUGAUGAUCGACAUCCAUCCACCGUAUCAAUGACGGUGCUUGUCGUUGUUGAAAUGUUCAAUGCCCUGAAUAACCUCAGUGAAAACCAAUCUCUUUUCGUAAUUCCUCCCUGGAGUAAUUUAUGGCUUGUUGCAUCAAUUUUCCUGACUAUGAUUCUUCACAUGCUAAUCUUGUAUGUGAAGCCUCUGUCAAUUCUUUUCUCUGUGACACCAUUAUCUUGGGCUGAUUGGACCAUUGUUCUCUACCUUUCUUUUCCUGUAAUAAUAAUUGACGAGGUGCUGAAGUUUUUUUCAAGAAAUCCCAAAGGCUUCAAGUUCAAUUUCAGAUACAGGAGACUGGAUUUACUCCCCAAAAGGGAAUCACGUGACAAAUGAUGGUUGGAGCCUCCAGUGAACCAAAUUACGUGCAUGAGUGGACUGGGCAAGACUCAAUUAGAUCAUGUGACACAUUGCAUAUAGGUCUCAUCUAAUCUUCAUGCGUUUGCCAUUAUGGAGUCAGAUAGAUGGUGAUGCUCAGAUGCUCAAGUAUACCGAUCCUACUGGAACAUUUAAGUGACUGGAAAUGGUUGACCAUGUCCUGUUGU